This is a messenger RNA of Melanotaenia boesemani (Boeseman's rainbowfish), 4561 nucleotides long. RefSeq names its product ras-related protein Rab-39B. Gene Ontology annotation, molecular function: GTPase activity; GTP binding. NCBI's taxonomy places the organism in Eukaryota, Metazoa, Chordata, Actinopteri, Atheriniformes, Melanotaeniidae. Gene Ontology annotation, cellular component: Golgi membrane. Bases 670 to 1311 code for a protein of 213 amino acids. Gene Ontology annotation, biological process: Rab protein signal transduction. The transcript has 4 exons. The record is from RefSeq and is a predicted model, not a curated record.
CAGCAAAUUACCCCCUUUUAUUUUCAAUUUAUAACAUUUUAUAGAUGUGCUAGCUGUCUUUUCUGGCUUAUCUGUGUCGAUCCGGUCGCGUUGCGGCUCUGCACGCUCCUUUACGGUAGUGGUACUGAUGCGGGAUGAGUCAGGCGAUAUGAUGCUGCUGCUACUGCUGCCAUUUCAUCCGCGGAGAAAACCUCUAAACACCCAGCAAACACAGAAGUGAUACCGUUGGGUUUCCCCCUCUGCCACCGUCACAGACACCCGUGCUGUGGAAAGAGAACUGGCGCUUUUAUUUUUCUUUCUUUUCCUGGCUCCGCGUGAAACGACCAAGAUCCGGGUUUUUGUUGCACCUGCUCUAGAUGCGGUUUUCUCUUGGCUCUCCAUCGGGCCUGACGCUAAGAGGGAAAACAACCCGCCUGUGUCACCGAACUUGAGAACAAACAUCAAUCUCACGAAGGCUUUGUCGCUGUUUUUUAUUUUUUCUCUCCUCUGGAAGCUGCGCCCUGAGCAUCGAUCCAGCCAGACUCGUCGGUGCCAUGGAGCCCUCAGCCACCUGCUCCUGAGCAGCGUAAGAGCAACGAACUCCGGCCUGAAGCGGAUUUCACUGCUGCUACAACCCGCAGCGGACCGACACGCGCACGAGAGGGAACCGACUCACAGAGGAGCCAAGUCAUGGAGGCGAUAUGGCUCUAUCAGUUCCGGCUUAUCGUCAUCGGGGACUCCACGGUGGGCAAGUCGUGCCUGAUCCGGCGGUUCACGGAGGGCCGCUUCGCCCAGGUGUCCGACCCCACCGUUGGCGUGGACUUCUUCUCCCGGCUGGUGGAGAUCGAGCCCGGCAAGAGGAUCAAGCUGCAGAUCUGGGACACCGCGGGUCAGGAACGCUUCAGGUCCAUUACCAGGGCAUACUACCGUAACUCUGUGGGCGGGCUGCUUCUGUUUGACAUCACCAACCGCCGCUCCUUCCAGAAUGUCCACGACUGGCUGGAGGAGGCUCGCAGCCACGUCCAACCACACAACAUCGUCUUCCUAUUGGUGGGCCACAAAUGUGACCUGGAGGCUCAGCGUCAGGUGACCCGGCAAGAAGCAGAGAAGCUGGCAGGAGCGUACGGGAUGCGCUACAUCGAAACAUCUGCCCGUGACGCCAUCAACGUAGAGCACGCCUUCACUGAGCUGACCAGAGACAUCUUCGCCUUGGUUCGGUCCGGUGACAUCACAAUCCAGGAGGGCUGGGAGGGCGUGAAGAGCGGAUUUGUGCCCAACGUGGUUCAUUCGUCAGAGGAGGUGACCAAGAGUGACCGUCGCUGCCUCUGUUGAUCUGCGAGGAGCUUGAAACAAUGGGGCGGAAGGUUUCACGAGGAGUUAAGGGUUCAGAGGGGCGUGGCUGAUGAACUGAGGCGUCGGCCAGCUGACUGAAAGUGCCGGUAACCCCUCUGUCGUUAUUCCUUUAAACUGCUUGUAAAAUGGGACGUUUGAGGAGUUUAAAAAAAGUGCUGCUGUGCGGUGUAGAAGAAGCAUCUUGAACGUUCAUGGAUGACUCAUGAAGUUGGUCCCACUUCUGUGAACGUUUUAUUUCCCAGAAGGGAAGGAUCGCUGAUGCUCAUUUGACGGCUUCCAUUGAAAAAAUUAAGUUUGGUUUUGGCUUCUUGCCUGAAAAAUCACUCCUUGAAAGUCUUGCAAAGGCCUUAGAAAGAGGAUCCGUUCUGGUUUGUCUAACUUUUCCCCAUCAUUUCUGCUCCACAUUAAAUGCCUUUCAAUAUGCAAUUACAUGAUCAUAUAAGGGAACACGUCAUUUUUUAUUCAUUUUCAUUCAAAUGCUUAUAUGCGGCACGCUUUAAUUAAAUCCUUCUUGACAAAGUUGCAUCUUUCUUGUGCUGACAUCUCGCUCCACAUUCCAGAAGUCAGACCUGGAGGUUGUAAAUAUGAUGAGGGAAGAACUAUUUCCUUCCUGGACCUGUGAAUUUGUCACCCCUUUAGGCCUCUAGUGAGCUGAGUGACACUGACUACAUUGUGAAAUAUCAGUGUAACUUCACAGCUUCACCCAGCCGAUUCAUAGCAGAAGAGAUGUGUACAGCUUGAGCGAACAAGGUGGAUUUGUGCACUUGAACGAUACUGGAGUACUGUACUGGAGCCAGAACGCACCUUAACCAAGUCUGGCUGAACUGUAGACUCGUUUGGGAUGUUUUAAGAGUACAAAUAAGCAAACCUGGGAUAUUUUAUUUCUUGAAAGCAAAAACCAAUAGAGAGGGUCCAUACCAGGCAGAGGGAUACUUAAUGAAUGGACUCCACAUAAGAAUCAUGUUACCCACAAUGCACGUUUAGGACAGUUGGAAAUGUAGCCUAAUGAAAUCAAGAAAAAUGUCCAACUCGGCUCACUACAACUUCUAAUUCUGUUCUGUGUUUUUUUUUUAAUGUGUGUAAUAUCAAACUUUUUAUUUAUAGUUCAUACAUGCCAGUGCUACAGAUAUGUUACCACCAUGAUAACUUGGGUAUUGAUCAUGAGGCCUCCAAUAUAAGAUAAUUAUACAAACAGAAAUACAGGUUAAAAUGGUUUGAAUGUAAAUCUGAGAUUUCAGUAUUUGAAACUGAAACCAGGUGCAUGAAACAUUUCUUAGUUUCCAACUACAUUUAGCCUACUUCUAACAGUUUUCACCUUCAUCCAAAAUUAGUGUGUUGUGGGAGUUAUAGACUGAACCAUAGAUUGCUGCCUUAUGUUUUAUGUAAAAGACUGAUUUGGGAGGAUUUAUUUAUUUACUUUCUGUAGGAGAGUGAAGUGAGAAGAUGGUACUUCUUUUAUGCCUGUACACUAAUGACCAGUUGAUGGUUUCCAUGCCUGCAGAACUACUUACUUUGCAGAAACAAAGGGUAAGCCUCAGUUAGCUCUGCAAUGUGGGCUAAGCUACACACGUUAGCAUGUCCUGCUAACUAUUUUAACUAAUACAAAAAAGCCUGGAAAAAUCAACUGGAACACUGUUUUGACCAAAGUUGGAGGAACCUAACCAGUUCCAACCACAAAAAAAAAAAAAAAAAAAAAUCUGUCUGCCCCGUGCAUAGAAAGUAGUAACAAAAAGAAACGACUGCAGUAAUAAACAGUUUUUUAGUGCUCUCAGUUUAUGUCUUAUUAAAUCUACCCAGCUUGGACACACUGAGCAAGUCUUUUGGGUUUUUUUCAACUUCAGCUCAUGCAAAUGGAAGGCGACAUAAACUGGUCAUUCUGGUGUUAACUGAGAGGGUUUAGUCAAACACUGGACAAAACUGUUUCCUGUGACUGCUGUAAUUUAUAACUCCCUGCUGUAGUUAUAAACUUCAGCAGGUAGUUAUAAAUUAUAGCAGGUAAUUAUAAAUUACUGCAGGUAGUUAUAAAUUACAGCAGGUAGUUAUAAAUUACAGCAGGUAGUUAUAAAUUACAGCAGGUAGUUAUAAAUUACAGCAGGUAAUUAUAAACUACAGCAGGUAAUUAUAAAUUACAACAGGUAAUUAUAAACUACAGCAGGUAAUUAUAAAUUACAGCAGGUAAUUAUAAACUACAGCAGGUUGUUAUAAACUACAGCAGGUAGUUAUAAACUACAGGAGGUAGUUAUAAAUUACAACAGGUAGUUAUAAACUACAGGGGGUAAUUAUAAACUACAGCAGAUAGUUAUAAAUUAGGCUGUAUCCUUGUGUUCUGAAGUAUGAAAACUGACAUGGAAUAGGCUGGAGAUGGAGGUUUUAGCCUUUCUUUCCCAACACAGCGGGAUAUAGCCCAGAAUUUCUGGUUAAUUCAGUACAGUUCAUUGUCACAACUUUAAUGCCAUCCUUGUGUCCUUGUAGACUUUAUUGAUUAGCUAUAAAGGUUUAGCGCUAACUAACAAUCUCAUCACCCAGACCCUCCUCAAAAUGAGAAGCCUUCCUUUCUGUGUACACAUAAAGUAUGGGCAACAUUUAGAUAUAAAAAAAAAGAAUACAUGUAAAUAUGACGAGAUAUACAUGUACUCUUGUGGAUGCAGAAAGCAUGAAUUGGCCCAAAAUCUUAAGCUCCUACCUGGGACCAUUAGCUUAGCACCAAGACUGACACUUAGCUAUAUCUUUGCAAUCAGAAAAUAUCAGCUAAAUAAUCACACACUCAUCCGAAUGACCAAUUUGAUUUUCUAUUUAAAAAUAAUAAAUUAAAGAAGUUGUAACAUGUUAAAAAUAGUUGGGCUAGUCUUAAUUCCAGUCUUUGUGCUAAGCUAAACUAAGCUAAGCUAAUAUUUGCUACAUUAGCCUUUUUAGUUCAGUGGCCUCAUUAAAGGUUCCCAAAUUGUUUCCCAAAAAUGUUUUAUUGUUUUGAGUUAUUGUUUUAUUUUGUCUUGUAACAUUGACAUUAUGACUUAAGAUAUGUUGUGAUUUGAAACAAAAUUAAAACUAUAUGAAAAGAUAGCAAUUGAUCAAGAAGCAUCAGAACUUAUCAGGUAACUUACCUCCCUGUUGUUGUUACACCUGUAAUAAACUACCAAUUAUGGACCAACUAUAACAGUAUGUUUAUCUUUCCCAAUAUAUUGGUUGUAUUUGCUACAUAUCAAUAAAUCAUUAAAAUAUGGUGAUCAAA